UGUUCAUGGUCUGAAUCAAUGGAGAGCACAUUGGGUUUGUUGUUCUUCUUGUUCACACUCCUCUUCUGUAUCUUCUCAUUCCUGUUGUUCCUCUCGAGAAUGAAGCCAUGGUGCAACUGUCACACCUGCAGGACCUACACAACAAUGAGUUGGACCACCCAUUUCACAAACCUCUCCGAUUGGUACACUCAUCUCCUCCGUAACUCCGCCACCGGAACCAUCCACGUCCACGUCUUGGGCAAUAUCGUAACUUCAAACCCCAUCAACGUUGAGUACAUGCUUAAGACGCGCUUCCAAAACUACCCCAAAGGGAGGCCGUUCUCCGCGAUCCUGGGCGAUCUCUUGGGCCACGGGAUCUUCAAUGUUGACGGCAGCGCGUGGAUGUUCCAGAGGAAGAUGGCCAGCCUGGAGCUCGGGAGCGUGGCGGUUCGGACCUACGCGCUGCAGAUAGUGACGGAAGAGAUACGAACCAGGCUCCUUCCUCUCAUGGUUUCUUCGGUUGCAUGUGGUCAACAGGACCAGGAUAGUGUGAUGGAUUUACAAGACAUAUUGCGACGUUUCUCGUUCGACAACAUUUGCAAAUUCUCCUUCGGCGUGGACCCAGGUUGUCUCCAACCAUCCCUACCUGUUUCACCCUUCGCCGCCGCUUUCGACACGGCCUCCAAGCUCUCGGCAGAGCGUGCAAUGACAUCAUCACCAAUCACAUGGAAGAUCAAGCGCCUACUUAACAUUGGAUCCGAGAAGAAGCUGAAGCAAGCCAUCAAAAUCAUAAACAACUUAGCAGAAGAGUUAAUAAACAAGCGCAGGAAAAUCGGAUUCUCCACAAGAAAGGAUCUCCUCUCAAGGUUCAUGAGCUCUGUCGAAAACGACAACAAAUACCUCAGAGACAUAGUCGUCAGUUUUCUAUUGGCUGGUCGCGACACAGUUGCGGCCGCGUUAACCGGUUUCUUUUUCUUAUUAUCCAAAAACCCGAGUGUUGAGGUCUUGAUCCGGGAAGAAUUGGACCGGAUCCUGGACAAUCCGGUCCAGGAAUGUGCGAGUUUUGAGCAGCUGCAGCAAAUGCAUUAUCUCACUGCUGCGAUUUACGAGAGCAUGAGACUCUUUCCGCCGGUUCAGUUUGACUCCAAGUUCGCGCAAGAGGACGAUGUGUUACCGGAUGGUACAUUUGUACCCAUGUGUACGAGGGUUACAUACCAUCCGUAUGCAAUGGGUCGGAUGGAGCGGGUUUGGGGGUCCGAUUGCCUCAAAUUCAAACCCGAAAGAUGGUUGCAUGCCGGUGUGUUUGUGCCGGAGGAUCCAUUUAAAUACCCGGUUUUUCAGGCUGGGGUUAGGAUUUGUUUGGGAAAAGAGUUGGCAGUUGUAGAGAUGAAAUCCUUGGUGGCUACAUUGAUAAGGCAAUUUGAUAUUCGGGUAGUUGGGUCUGACAAGGAGCCCCGGUUUUCACCAGGUCUUACCGCAACCAUGCGGGGUGGGUUGUCGGUUCGGGUUUAUGAGAGAAGUAGGUGAUGGAAUGACCCCUGAGAAGCUUGUAGAGUUAAAGUUGAUCCAUGUUGAGUAAUUAUUUGUAGUUACAUUUGGAGUAGGUGAGAUCUAAUUUGAGGGGAAUCAAAGUA
Messenger RNA from Arachis stenosperma, 1613 nucleotides. Its product is annotated as cytochrome P450 94C1-like. Gene Ontology annotation, molecular function: monooxygenase activity; oxidoreductase activity, acting on paired donors, with incorporation or reduction of molecular oxygen; heme binding. The transcript has 2 exons. The record is from RefSeq and is a predicted model, not a curated record. NCBI's taxonomy places the organism in Eukaryota, Viridiplantae, Streptophyta, Magnoliopsida, Fabales, Fabaceae. The coding region runs from base 19 to 1506 and encodes 495 amino acids.